ACAUGAAGAUGCAGUAGCGUCUGGAUGUCCGAGUCAUUUGCGCGAGUCGUUCAAACGAUUCAUUUCCAUAUCCAAUUUUAAAAGAUUCACUCUUGACUCAUUGCUCAAUUGCGUCAAAAUAAACAAUAAAUAGUUAACUGUUGUUAAUAAAUUGUUAACUAUUAAAGUACUUUUGUGUUUCAACAUGAAACCCCUCUAAAACAUGUUCUUUCUCAAACCGAGCAAUUCACGAGUGCUUUACGACUCGGUUCGACCGAAUCUUUUAAAACGACCAGUUCAAAACAUCAAUUCUCUCGCGAAUCGGAUAUCACUGAGACAUGUAGAAGAACCGAGAGUCCAAAACAAGUCUAUUCAAUCUGGAAUGUACAUCAACAGGGACAAAGACCUCCAUGGACAAACUUAACACAAUCGCUUUGCGCGUGCUGAACGGCUGUCAAAAAAAAUGAUGCUGCUUUAGGGUUUACUCCGCAUGGAAACGGCAUUCCAGGGAAUUGUCGGCCAUAUUCAGUGAUACCACGCCCGGAGUGAAGAUUUUAACACGGGGGCAAACCCGUUCAUACAAAUAUCCCACUUACAAGUUCCUGGUUAGGAGACUUUCUUCCAGAAGGAUAUACUUCCACAUCGAGGAGGAACACCAAAUUUCAUAAACGGUCUUCUGUGAAGUUAAACCUAACGGAUCUGUUUCUUUUCUGGUAAUCAAAACACAGAUAAACUAACGUUACAUUAGUAUUAUUUCAGCCGCUGUCACAUUUGCACUCACGUAAAACAAUUCAAGAGAAUGCCACACAGCCAUAGACACAUGUGUUGAAUGAUGACAAGCGCUUUAUGAAUUCAUUCUGGAUUAACAAGAAGCAAGCAAACUUCGCUGGUGUUUUUCGUCCGAUUUAGAUAGGAUCUGGUACUGGUUUUACCUCAAUCGAAGUUCCUAAUUCAAGAGAUUUUUUUAUCCGGAGAAUCAUGACGCUGGAUUCCAUGAUGGCGUGCUGCCUCAGCGAGGAGGCGAAAGAAGCGCGGCGGAUCAACGACGAGAUCGAGCGGCAGCUCCGACGAGACAAGAAAGACGCGUGGCGCGAGAUCAAACUGCUGCUGCUGGGGACUGGAGAGAGUGGGAAAAGCACCUUCAUUAAACAGAUGAGAAUCAUCCACGGCUCAGGGUAUUCGGAGGAGGACAGGAGAGGCUUCACCAGGCUGGUCUAUCAAAACAUCUUCACAUCUAUGCAGGGCAUGAUAAGAGCUAUGGAUAAUCUUCAGAUCCCCUAUAAAUAUGAACACAAUAAGGUCAAUGCAAACAUUGUAAGAGAAGUGGAUGUCGAGAAAGUUUACAUGUUUGUCAGCCCUUACAUAGAAGCUAUCCAUAGUUUAUGGAAUGACCCAGGAAUCCAUGAGUGCUAUGACCGGAGGAGAGAGUACCAGCUCUCAGAUUCCACAAAAUACUAUCUAAAUUCACUGGAUCGCAUUGCUGAUCCCUCCUAUGUUCCCACUCAGCAAGACGUCCUCAGGGUCAGAGUGCCCACAACGGGCAUCAUUGAAUACCCCUUUGACCUACAGAGUGUCAUAUUCAGGAUGGUGGAUGUAGGUGGCCAACGGUCGGAAAGGCGUAAGUGGAUUCACUGCUUUGAAAACGUCACCUCCAUCAUGUUCCUGGUGGCACUCAGUGAAUAUGACCAGGUUCUGGUAGAGUCUGAAAAUGAGAAUCGAAUGGAAGAAAGCAAAGCAUUGUUUAGGACGAUAAUAACAUACCCCUGGUUCCAGCAUGCAUCAGUUAUUCUUUUUUUGAACAAGAAAGAUCUUUUAGAGGAGAAAAUAAUAUUUUCACAUCUCGUAGAUUACUUUCCUGAAUUUGACGGACCCCAAAGAGACACUCAAGCCGCCAGGGAAUUUAUCCUGAAGAUGUUUGUCGAACUGAAUCCAGACAAGGACAAAAUCAUUUAUUCUCACUUUACGUGUGCUACUGACACAGAAAACAUUCGGUUCGUGUUUGCAGCCGUCAAAGACACCAUCUUGCAACACACACUGAAGGAAUACAAUCUAGUCUGAAAAACGGAUGUAAACAGUUUUGGUGUUGUCUUGCAUUUAAUAGACAGUUCAGACAGAUUGAGUCUGACCGAUCGUCUGACAUCAUUGUAUAAGGAGGCCAUUGAUUCUUUAGGAUGCUUAUGUUAUUUACAAAUGAACUGUAUGAGGAAACAUAAGCUGCUUACUACAAAACUAUUUAUUUGCACAUCAAUGCUUGUUCACAAGGUCUUUGAAUGUUAAUCCAUUUUAAUAGAAAAUAUUGUGUUAUUAAACUUUUAUUUUUCAUUUAUAAACAUUUUGGAUUAAGUAAUUUUCCCUUAUAGAUCUCAAGUUCUGUAUUAGUUUAUUUUCAUGUUUACAUUUCUAUUGCUACUCUAUGAAUAUUAUGUAGGUUCCUUUUUCUUGGGCACAUUAAACAAUUACCGUCAGCCCAUUAGACAGUAAAGAAAACUUUUAAGUACUUGUGUGGUAUUUUUUUGUGGUAUUCUUUAGUCAGAGUAAACCGUUGAUAAGGUUCUUUUCUGCCCUCAAAACACUUGCUUUUAUUAAGAAAAUAUAGAAAAUUUAAAUCUUAGUGCCAAAGUUUCCUUCUGGUAAGAUUAUUUUAUGUAUUAACAAAGUAAUAGUAAUGCCACAGGCAAAAUGUGCCCUGGUUUGUUUGGGAAAUGACAUUUUCUCUUUGUCAGACUAUUUUGUUAUUUUCAGAUUUUUUUAUGUUCAUUUAAAUGCGAUGAUGUGCCAUAAGAGAAAGUUGCUCUGAGUUUACUUUUUUUUAAUAAAUUACGUAAUGAUA
Molecule: messenger RNA, 2809 nt
Organism: Triplophysa dalaica
Lineage: Eukaryota; Metazoa; Chordata; Actinopteri; Cypriniformes; Nemacheilidae
Gene: gnaq
Product: guanine nucleotide binding protein (G protein), q polypeptide
Exons: 7
Coding region: 958-2037 (359 amino acids)
Biological process (GO): adenylate cyclase-modulating G protein-coupled receptor signaling pathway; phospholipase C-activating dopamine receptor signaling pathway; action potential
Cellular component (GO): heterotrimeric G-protein complex
Molecular function (GO): GTPase activator activity; G-protein beta/gamma-subunit complex binding; G protein-coupled receptor binding
Source: RefSeq, a predicted model, not a curated record